AUGUUCCUCUGCCCCUUCCGGAACACGACCGCAUGCACGAGGCGCACUACUGUGAGGGCUUCACAAAAGCUGUUGCGAGGCCGCCGAUGGCACACCGCCGCCAGUCGAGAUAGCGAUGGACAUACCCCGGACCUCUCCCAUCUCAAUCCCGCGCCUUCCGACUACUCGCGAUUCAUUUUCCAGGACAAAUGCAUCACGACGGUGGUAGCCGGAUCCGGAGGCAACGGGUGUGUAUCCUUUCUUCGGGAGAAGUAUAUCGAAGAAGGGCCGCCUAAUGGUGGUGACGGCGGCAGCGGUGGAAGCAUAUAUAUUCAAGCCAUCGACGGCCUGACAAGCUUGCAUAAGCUGGCGCGACAAGGCGUCAUUCGCGCUGGUCGGGGAAAGAAUGGACAAGGCAAGAGCAAAGGCGGGAAAAGAGGCCACGAUAUUCUGAUCCAAGUGCCCGUGGGGACAGUGGUGCGCGAAGUGUCCCGAUACGAUCCCGUAGAGGAAGAAGAACUCAAAUACAAGACGCUGAAAGGCACUUUACCGAGGGAGGAGCAAGCAAUGGGAAUGUUUUCAGAACAACGAGACCGUUUUGUGCUGUAUCCCGGCUCCCUUCCAUCCGAUUUCCUCACCACCAAUUUCCCGAAACUUGAACCUCCGCGACGGUCAAACCUGGCUGCAUUGGAGCCAUCGGCCCCUAUCCAUUUAGACUUGUCACAACCGAUGGACCAACCCAAGCUGCUGGCCGCUGGGGCGGUUGGAGGAUUUGGCAACCCCCACUUUGUGUCGCGCAAUAUGGGACGUCCUAGAUUUGCCACCAAGGGGGAAGGGGGCAUGUCACUGCAACUGGAAUUCGAGCUCAAGCUUUUGGCCGACGUCGGAUUGGUUGGGUUCCCCAAUGCUGGAAAAAGCACCCUCCUUCGUUCCUUGACGAACAGCCGGACGCGGAUCGGGAACUGGGAGUUUACCACCCUAGAGCCGAACAUUGGCACCGUAGUCCUGGACGACUUCAAAGGCAGGCCACUCGUGGAAUCAUCAAAUAAAAAAUCGCCUCGCACCAAUUUCACGAUAGCAGACAUUCCCGGUCUCGUCGAGGAUGCGCAUUUGGAUCGGGGUCUUGGUCUGGGCUUCCUCCGCCACAUCGAGCGCGCUGGCAUUCUCGGCUUCGUCGUGGACCUUAGCUCAGCGAGCCCCAUAAAAACACUCCAGAAACUGUGGCAUGAGCUGGGAGAAUACGACCGAAUGCGCAACGCGGCAUCAGACUCAACACCCACCGAAGGCCAGUUUAUGCCCUGGGGGGACCCUCUUCCGCCAUUGGCAUUGCCGCCCAUCUAUAGAAAGCCGUGGUUUGUCGUAGCCACCAAGGCUGAUUUACCGGAGACGCAGGACAAUUUCCUUGCUCUGCGAGACUACCUGGCCCAGGUUCAGCAGGGAGCCGUCGAGCAUCCCAGCGGACAUAAAGAUGCGUUCAAGGAGCGUCUUGUGGCAGUUCCAAUGUAA
Molecule: messenger RNA, 1485 nt
Organism: Talaromyces atroroseus
Lineage: Eukaryota; Fungi; Ascomycota; Eurotiomycetes; Eurotiales; Trichocomaceae
Exons: 2
Coding region: 1-1485 (494 amino acids)
Cellular component (GO): mitochondrion
Molecular function (GO): GTPase activity; GTP binding; magnesium ion binding
Source: RefSeq, a predicted model, not a curated record